GGCAAAUUAAAUGCGUUUAGAUUUCCCUGGUGUUAAUUCUUCUAUCAUCUUUUUAUUGAUAUAUAAUCUCAGAUCCUCAUUGAAAUAUUGCAAAAACAUAGCUGAACAAUGGGCACAGUGUUUGAAGAAACCAAUAAGCCUCAUGUCUUGUGCAUUCCAUUCCCUGCACAAGGUCACAUAACUCCCAUGCUCAAACUAGCCAAACUUCUGCACCACAAAGGCUUUCACAUCUCAUUUGUCAACACAGAAUUCAACCACAACCGCCUCAUCAAAUCUCGUGGUCCGGAUGCCCUGCAUGGCUUGCCUGAUUUUAGAUUUUACACCAUCCCUGAUGGCCUGCCACCCUCGAAUCCUGAUGCAACUCAAGAUAUUCCUACCCUGUGCAAGUACACUCCUAUCAACUGCUUGCCUCCUUUGAUCAACCUUAUUUCCAAACUCAACGACUCUUCUGUCUCCGGGGUUCCACCCGUGUCAUGUAUUGUUUUUGAUGGGGUCAUGACAUUUACCCUGAAAGCUGCUGAACACUUCAGUAUUCCUGGAGUGAUCUUCUGGACUGCAAGCGCUUGCGGCCUCAUAGCAUAUAUGCAGUACCGUGAACUCGUGGAAAGAGGCUAUAUACCACUAAAAGAUAAGAGCUAUGAAACAAACGGAUAUCUGGAUACAAAAAUUGAUUGGGCUCCAGGAAUGAAAGACAUGAAACUGAAGGAUUUUCCAAGUUUCGUUAGAACUACAGAUGUCGAUGAUAUAAUGGUUAAUUUCUUCUUAACUGAGACUGCAGCCAUUCCUAAAGCUCAAGGACUUAUCAUAAACACAUUUAGUACUCUCGAAGAGGAUGCUUUGAAAGCAAUUUCCGCGAGUCAGCCUAAUGUAUAUACCAUUGGGCCGCUGCACUUGAUCAUGAAUCAGAUCCGGGAUGAUCCACUUAUGUCCAUCAGCUCAAGUUUGUGGAAAGAAGAGGAUAGCUGCCUUGACUGGCUUGACAAAAAAGAUCCAAGCUCAGUUGUUUAUGUGAAUUUUGGUAGUAUCACUGUGAUGACCACGAAGCAGCUGACUGAAUUUGCAUGGGGCUUAGCUAACAGCAAGAAACACUUCUUGUGGAUAGUAAGGCCUGACAUGAUUGCAGGGGACACAGCCAAGGUGCCGCCAGAGUUUGUGACUGAAACGAGAGAAAGAGGCCUGUUGGCAGGCUGGUGCUCUCAAGAAAAGGUCCUGAAGCACCCUGCCAUUGGAGGGUUCUUGACUCAUAGUGGCUGGAAUUCGACUAUUGAGAGCAUUGCUAGUGGCGUGCCAGUCAUCUGCUGGCCUUUCUUCGCUGAACAACAGACGAACUGCAAGUAUAGCUGUGCAGAAUGGGGAAUUGGACUGGAGAUUGAUGAUAAUGUGAAGCGAGAUGAAGUGGAGGAGUUGGUGAGGCAGCUGAUGGAUGGCGAAAGGGGAAAGGAAUUGAAGAAUAACGCGAUGGAGUGGAAAAAGAAAGCUGAAGCAGCUGCUAGCCCUGAUGGUUCUGCUUCACUAAAUUUAGAAAGAUUGGUUAAUGAGGUGCUACUACAAAAGUAGCAACUAAAAUGUGGUAGCAACGAUAUCAAUGUGCACCAGAAGCUUUAGAAAUCUCAGACACAGAUCAUUUUUACUCAAUUCAGUUAAAAUUUAGUUCA
Daucus carota subsp. sativus is the source of this 1655-nucleotide messenger RNA. RefSeq names its product 7-deoxyloganetin glucosyltransferase-like. The transcript is spliced from 2 exons. Gene Ontology annotation, molecular function: quercetin 7-O-glucosyltransferase activity; quercetin 3-O-glucosyltransferase activity. The record is from RefSeq and is a predicted model, not a curated record. NCBI's taxonomy places the organism in Eukaryota, Viridiplantae, Streptophyta, Magnoliopsida, Apiales, Apiaceae. Bases 109 to 1557 code for a protein of 482 amino acids.